AUGGCAGUCUUUCUGUUCUGUGCAUUACUAUUACGCGGAGUACAAUCGGAUGAAAAACACAGCAUGUGGACAGAUUAUAUGCGUGCUAUCGAAUUCUUACAGACGAGGGAAUUAUACAAGGAUACUACAGUAUAUAAAUCGACGACUUACCACGAUCCACCCUCAUCGUUCCCAUGUGACGUAGAUAUACCAUUGAACAGGACGGACAUUAACGUACAUUCACUGCGUCCUUCUGAUAUCAAAGUGAUCGGUGCGAUGGGAGAUUCCUUAACUGCUGCCUAUGGAGCCCUAGCAGAAAAUAUCAUUGAUCUAGUUUUUCCGCUUUGGGAAAGUGAGGAGGCCAGAGGUGUGUCAUUUAGCGUCGGAGGCGAUCCAAAUCCCGUCAAUGGAACCACUGUCACCUUACCAACCAUUUUAAUGCAGUACGAAUCGGAGAAUGAAUUGGUUGGAUACUCUCUUGGCAGAGGGGGUAUUAAUGACAAAGGUUCAAAUUUAAAUGUAGCUGUCGGUGGAGCAACAUCCUAUGAUAUGCCAGAGCAAGCCCUGAUUUUGAUUGAGCGAAUGAAAUCGCGUCCUGAGAUCAACUAUUACCAUGAUUGGAAAGUGGUGACAUUAUUCAUUGGUGGUAAUGAUCUAUGUGGUUCAUGUCGUAAUCCAGAGAGAUUUACUGCACAGAAUUAUAUCAACAACGUACGUAAGGCCCUGGAUAUUAUGCACGCCGAGAAAUUGACACGCGAGUUAGUCAACUAUGGACGAUAUGAUACACGUGAUGAUUUCACUGUUGUUGUGCAGCCAUUCUUUGAAGAUACCGGAUUGCCGUGGAAUGAGGAGACCCAGGAAUGGGAUGACAGUAUAAUGUCCCCCGACUGUUUCCAUUUUAGUGAACUCGGGCACAAACUUAGUGCUGGGGGACUGUGGAACAAUAUGAACGACGUCUUUAAAACGAGGUUGAACAGCGACCCAGCGUUCUACGUACCCCCGACCGGAUAUCCACCGAUCACUCGCGAACCCGAAACAUGA
This is a messenger RNA of Saccoglossus kowalevskii, 1020 nucleotides long. Its product is annotated as phospholipase B1, membrane-associated-like. Gene Ontology annotation, biological process: phospholipid metabolic process. NCBI's taxonomy places the organism in Eukaryota, Metazoa, Hemichordata, Enteropneusta, Harrimaniidae. The record is from RefSeq and is a predicted model, not a curated record. Gene Ontology annotation, molecular function: glycerophospholipase activity.